GUCAAGCCUGUCAACGAAACUGUUUCUCAAAUUUUUGAGGUGAUGUUCAUGCUAGAUUCAAUCCAGAAACUCUACCACAAUGUCGAGUACGUUUGGCCUGACCCCAGGACGAGGCACUACCCUCUUGUUUAUACACCGUUACCAUACACAAUUGUCGCCAUUUUCCUAUUUUUCACCUACUAUUUGGGACCGAAAUAUAUGCGGGGGAGACAACCAUAUCGACUGGAAAAGAUUGUAAUUAUUUACAACUUCUUACAGAUGAUUUUCAAUGGAUACCUGGUUGUUAAUGUUGUAAGGCUAUGCUACUGGCCUUUGAGAUACAGUUUAUGGUGUCAACCUGUCGAGACUGGGACAUCUCCAAGAGAGGUGGCACUCACUGAUUUUGUCUGGCUCUAUUACAUGAGUAAAAUCAUUGAUGUUCUGGAUACUGUAUUCAUAAUUUUGAGGAAAAAAUAUUCACAACUUACACUGCUCCAUGUUUAUCAUCACGCUGGUAUGAUAUUAAUAUCAUGGUGUGGCAUAAAAUAUGUUCCAGGUGGACAAAGUCUUAUAACGGGAGUGACCAAUUGCUUUGUACAUGUUGUAAUGUAUGGAUACUAUUUACUGACAUUGGUUGACAAACGCUAUGCCAGCUCAUGGUGGAAAAAACAUAUCACACAAAUGCAAAUGUUUCAAUUCUUCAUAAUAUGCGUUCACCAUUCGAUAUCAGCUGUCAGUGACUGUGGUUAUAAUCGCUAUAUUAGUGCAUUGGUUGUACCCUGUACAUUCUCCAUUACCUAUCUUUUUGUUAUUUUCUACUGGAACGCCUACAUAGAACGCAAAAAAGAAAAAAGGGUUAUAAAACUUAUCUGUAGGAGGGUGAUAGUGAUAUUCAUCUGUAUUUAUGCUUAAUAUGUAUUUUACAUUAAAAAUGUAUUGUUAAAUAGAGGCUGUCAGUAAUGUAAACAUUUCCGUACAACUAUACGUUUACCAUAUUAUGAAAUAAAUUGAUAGUGAUGGAGUGAUUAUUAUAUUCAUAAAUUAUAAAUAUUCUGUUGAUAUAAUAUUUUAUUAAAUAUAUACGAUAACA
This is a messenger RNA of Nilaparvata lugens (brown planthopper), 1069 nucleotides long. Its product is annotated as elongation of very long chain fatty acids protein 7. Gene Ontology annotation, molecular function: fatty acid elongase activity. The record is from RefSeq and is a predicted model, not a curated record. Lineage: Eukaryota; Metazoa; Arthropoda; Insecta; Hemiptera; Delphacidae. Gene Ontology annotation, biological process: fatty acid elongation, saturated fatty acid; fatty acid elongation, polyunsaturated fatty acid; very long-chain fatty acid biosynthetic process. Gene Ontology annotation, cellular component: endoplasmic reticulum membrane.